This is a messenger RNA of Aedes aegypti (yellow fever mosquito), 15285 nucleotides long. RefSeq names its product low-density lipoprotein receptor-related protein 1 (gene LRP1). Gene Ontology annotation, molecular function: protein binding; calcium ion binding. The record is from RefSeq and is a predicted model, not a curated record. NCBI's taxonomy places the organism in Eukaryota, Metazoa, Arthropoda, Insecta, Diptera, Culicidae. The annotation marks the transcript as partial. The transcript is spliced from 15 exons.
UCAGUCACCUGCCCGAGGUCGCAUUUCACCUGUGGCGAUGGGAAAUGUAUUCCGCAGCACUGGAAAUGUGAUACCUAUGCCGACUGUGCGGACGGUUCGGACGAAAUCGAUUGUGAUAAAGCACACCAGUGCAAAGAGGAGCAGUUUCAGUGCAAACUGACCAACAAGUGCAUCCCUCGGAGUUGGACUUGCGAUGGAGAUGCGGACUGCGGAGUGGUGGAAAAGUUCCAGACCAUCGACGUUUCGGACGAAGACGCGGACCUGUGCCGCAGUUCGAAGCACUGUCUUCCAACGCAAACCGUUUGCAGCAACGGCAAGUGUCUAGAUAUAGAGAAAUUCUGCGACGGAGUGUGGGAUUGCACGAACGACGAAUUGAGGUGUCCCAAGAACAACGCUUCCGAGUGCGCCAAGCUGCAAUGUUCCUUCGACUGUCGGCAAACGCCGAACGGUCCCAAGUGUUUCUGUGCCAAAGGAAGUCAACCGAAUGGGAGUUUGUGCGAGGACUUUGACGAGUGCCAGAUCGAAGGAAUCUGCGACCAAACGUGCAAGAACCUUCCCGGGUCGUACAAGUGCACCUGCGCCAGUGGGUACGCCCGGAUCGACAACAAGUGCCUGGCUAUUAAUACGCCAAAGGAGGAACCAAUGUCUCUCCUAUUUGCCACAUCGGCUGAUGUGCAGAAAUUUCCUGUGAUUAACGGUUCCGUCGUAACCAACGAACACUCACCUAGCAUUAAAUUGCCACUUAAUAACAUCCGUGCCCUGGAAAUGUACCACCGAAAUCGAACGAUAUGCCUGAUUCGGUCAGCAACGACAACCCGUUUUGAGUGUUAUAAUGUGGACAAUGUGACCCACACGUGGGAAAUGCCCCUGCCGGAUUUGUUUCCCAACAUCGAUUCCGUCGAUCAGGUCAGCAUCGAUUGGAUCUCCGGCAAUUGGUACUUUCUCGACGAUCAACGGGAAAUAAUCUUCGUCUGUUCGGCCUCCAUGCAACACUGCUCGAUCGUCCUGGAAAAUGACCUCAUGAAACCCCGGGGGAUGGCUCUGGAUCCGACGGUGGGGUUUCUCUUCUUCACCAAAUGGGGCAAAUCGUUGGCAAGUGUUGAGCGAUCCUUUCUGGACGGGAGUAAUCGGACAUCGAUAGUCCUGAAGAAGAUCGUCUAUCCUCAUGGAGUGGCCCUGGAUCUGGCUCUGCAGCACACGUAUUGGGUCGAUACCUAUCUGGAUUCGAUCGAACGCGUUGACUACGACGGUAACAAUCGUUGGUUUCUGAAAAAGUCGGCUAAUUUUAUGAUCAACCUGCAGUCCAUCCACACCGUAAACGUAUUCGAGUCGACUAUUUUUUUAGCCUCAUGGAAGAAUCGCUCAGUCGUAGCGAUCGAUAAGUUCACGACAGAGGCUAAACUUGUCGCCACGGAUAUUGCUCGGGCGUUCCAUUUGCACGUUUUCCACCGACAGAAACAACCGGAAACAGCUCACCCAUGUCGUCGGCAGAACGGAGGAUGCGAUCACCUCUGUAUCCCAGUUUGGAAGAAAUCGGUGGCGAUCAGUCUGUGCAUGUGCUCGCCAGGUUACCGAUUGAAGUCCAAAACACAGUGUGUUCUGAUCAAACGGCCGACGUUCCUGAUCUAUGCCAAAUCAAACCCCGGCAUGAUCCGAGGCAUUCCACUGGGGAUCAAAUCACAGGAGGCGAUCGUGCCUGUGUCGGACCUUGGACGGGACAUCACUUUCGAUUACCACAUAGAAGAUCAGCUGAUAUUCUUCGCGCAUCAUGACAAAAGCCAAGCCAAAUUCUCCAUCGAGAACCAAAAGUUGGAUGGCACCGGCCGGGAGAAGCUCUGGGAAGCUGAGGGUUCCUGUGAUGGUCUAGCCUACGAUUGGAUCGGCAAUAACCUCUUCUACACCAACUCGGAGCGUGGCCACAUAACGGUUCUGAAGCUGGGCAGCAAGCGAAUUGCUCAUGUCGUACUCAGAGAUUUAAUGCGACCACAAUCGAUCGCACUUGAUCCGAAGAAAGGCGUGAUGUACUGGUCCUCGUGGGCCCCGGAUAACGCCAAGAUCGAGUGGUCCUGGAUGGAUGGUAACCGACGGGAUACGCUCGUAGACGGACGCCUUCGACCGAUGAUCUGGCCUAGCGGGCUGGUGCUGGAUCAGAUUCAGAAGCGGCUGUAUUGGUGCGACUCGAGAACUGGGUUGAUCGAGAGUGUCACGUUGGACGGACAUGAUCGGACUCUGCUGUACGACGGUAUGGCUGGGAAUCACUAUCCGGUGACGAUCGGAGUCUACAAGCAGCAGAUCUACUUCUCCGACAAUGUGAAAGGUAACAUCGAACGGUUGAAUAUGAGUGAUCCUAGUGGGACGGAUACGAUCGCAGUAGUGAAGCCUCGUUUGUAUGGGAUGAAGAUAUUCGACAACCUUACGCAGUACAACAGCAAUCACCAGCAGCUGUGCGACAAUGGAUGUCCGGGAAUUUGCAUCAACACUCCGGUUCGUGCGGAAUGCGUGUGCGAAGAAUCGUUCGUGCUGAAUGAGAAUCGUACGGCGUGUGUUUCGCUGGCCACGGUCAAUACGCCGCCGAUGAAGUGUCCCAACGAAACGAACUUCUUGUGUAAAAACGGGGUUCAGUGCAUCGAUCAGCGGUUUACCUGUGAUGACGAUCGAGACUGCGAUGAUGGCAGUGAUGAAGAACAAACCCCGGAUGGACCGUGCAAUCCGAACUGUGACCUGGAGCACAACUUCAAAUGUGAUGACCAAAGAUGCAUUAACAGAUCCCUGGUGUGCGACGGCACGAUGAACUGUAUCGACGAAACCGACGAGGACUACGCCAACUGUGCGAACGUUACCUGCGUGGACAACUUCUUCCAGUGCGUAACGAGCCGGCGCUGCAUUCCGAAAGCGUGGGUCUGCGAUCGGCAUCCGGACUGUGGUCCCAGUGACUUCUCGGACGAACCACCGCACUGUCACAAAUGUGGUGAGUUCGAGUGCAAGAACGGUGUGUGCAUUACGUUCGCGCAGCUCUGCGAUGGAGAGAACAACUGUGGUGACAACUCGGACGAGGCUCAGUGCGACGUGGAGUGCAAACCGAACGAGUUCUACUGUAGUCCUUACGGGUGCAUCGAUCGAUCGCAGAUGUGCGAUCCCAAGUUGAACUGCUUGAACGCGUUCAGUGGAUGCGAACAGCCAGCGAAUGGUACCUUCAGCGGGACUACCAUAGUACCACCAGAGCCUGUAAAGACCGCAGAUGAAGUGAAGCUGGCUCAGUGCAAACAGGAAGCAAAACAGUUUUGUGGAACCGACAAGAACUGCACGGAACAUUAUCAAAAGCUGUGUCAGAAUGCGACGCUUCCAACGGCUUGUCAGUAUCCGGAUAGAAUAUGUCGACCGACGAAUGUGUGCAUAAAGGUCGAUCAGCUGUGCGAUGGCCGGAUGGACUGUCCAGACAAUACAGACGAGGGGUUUCGUUGUAAGGAUCAGCUAUGUGAUAAAACUACACGCGAGUGUUCCCAUACUUGCCACAAUGCUCCGGAAGGGUUUGUGUGCUCCUGUCCGGAGCAUCUGUACCUUCAGCCUAAUCUGAAAGACUGCAAGGUUGAUCACGCUUGCGAACAUUGGGGAACGUGUUCUCAGGUUUGUACUCCCGAUGGAAAACACUACAAAUGUAGCUGUAAAGAAGGUUAUACAUUGACAUUUGAUAAGUUCACCUGCCGAAGUAAUAAUCCCGACGCACCGCAUGUUAUCUUCAGCAAUAGGCAGGAAAUCCGAGGAGUAGACUUGAACACGCUGGCCGUGAAGAACUUCUACACCUCGCUGAGAAACACCAUCGCAUUGGACUUUCUCUGGGGAAACGAGUCAGUACAAAUAUUCUGGACAGACGUUAUCGAUGAUAAGAUCUUUCGUGGAACACUGACGGGAGAUUCACUGAGCAACGUUGAAGCCGUCGUACAGUCUGGUCUGUCAACAGCAGAAGGACUAGCCGUAGAUUGGAUCGGGAUGAACCUCUACUGGAUUGACAGCAAUCUGGAUCAGAUCGAGGUUGCCAAAACCAAUGGCAACUAUCGCAGGACGCUGGUUGCUGGGGACAUGGUUAACCCAAGAGCGAUCGCGUUGGAUCCAAUGGAAGGACUGCUGUUCUGGACGGAUUGGGAAGAAGGCGCUCCCAGGCUUGAACGAUGCACAAUGGCAGGUGAAGAUCGCACCACAAUCAAAUAUGUAGGUUCCGAUGGAGGUUGGCCAAACGGUAUCACACUAGAUUAUGUUCUGAAACGGGUCUACUGGAUAGAUGCUCGUUCGGAUUCGAUCCACACGAUCAACUACAAUGGUCUCGAUCACCACCUUGUCAUUAAGGAUCAGGAGGUCCUCUCGCACCCUUUCAGCAUAACCUUGUUUGACAACUACGUCUAUUGGACUGAUUGGCGAACAAACUCAGUGAUACGAGCCAACAAAUGGAAUGGCACGGACGUUACAGUUAUUCAGCGAACGCAAAGUCAGCCCUUCGGCAUUCAAAUUUUGCACUCCAGUAGACAACCAAACGAUCGCACCAAUAAUCCAUGUGCCAUGAACAACGGCGGUUGUUCACAUUUGUGCCUUCUCAGCGUUAACCAGACUUACCAGUGCGCUUGUCCCCACGUGAUGCGACUGGAUUCGGACAAGAAGCGCUGCGUCCAGAACGAGGAGAUUCUUCUGUUCGUCAUGUCGACAGAGAUUCGAGGAGUCGAUCUUCAGCAGCCAAACCACUACACCAUUCCAACCAUCAGCCAUCAGACGCAAGUGGUCCAGCCGGCCGUGUUGGAUUACGACAUUUCAGAGGGUAGACUGUUUUGGAAUGACAUCCAGCUGAAUGAGAUCAAGUCCUCGGACUUGGCUACGGGCCCGAUCGAAACUAUCUUGGAUACUGAUGUCUCCCACUCGAUGGGAUUCGCGGUUGACUGGAUUUCGAAAUUGCUCUUCAUUUCAACGGGAACGGAAACCAGCAGCCGGAUUCUGGCAUGCAACAUGAAAGGCGAAUAUAUUACGGAGAUCCUUACGGAUUUGUCACUGGUCAACAGCUUGGUGGUGCACCCGUCCAAGGGAGUACUGUACUUUGCUACCACGAAUGAGUCACCGAAACUGUACGAGAUGUACUCCAGUCGAAUGGAUGGCUCGGAGAGAAGGUUGAUCAGCAACUCGACCUUCUACCCAAUGGAGAGCUUGGUGCUGGAUUUUGCUACGGAGCGGCUGUAUUACAUCACUUCGAAAUUGGGCGAGAUUUACUACUACGAUAUUGAAAGUGGAAAGAUCACCGAAGUCUUGGGCGCGAUCGGAUCGCACCCGAUCAGUACGAUGGCCAUCUACCGGGAGCACAUCUACUUCGACGACGGGUACGACAGUCGUAUCGUGCGGUGCAACAAGAAUCUCUGCCAAAGUCGGGAGAUCGUUCGGAACAACACCGGUGGAGUAAACGCCAUUCGGAUGUACCACCCGGGAGCGCAGAACGGGACCAACUCCUGUCAACAGAGCAGCGGAGGUGGUUGCCAUCAUCUUUGCGUGCCGCUGUCCAGUCAGACCCACACCUGCAAGUGUGCCAUGGGCUACCGGCAGGACCCGCAAGAUGCGUCGCGGUGCGUGGGAAUCGACAACUUCUUGAUGUACUCGAUCGGGCAUCAACUGAAGGGCAUCCCGGUGGGUAAAGCGUUGGAUCAGAAGGAAGUAGUGUUGGGACCCCUGCAGAAAAUUUCACUUGCCACGGCUAUUGACUACCACGCGAGCAGUGAUUUUGUGUUCAUCGCGGACAGUGAUCGAGGAUCGAUAACGAAGAUCAAGCGCGACGGUAGUGAAAGAUCGGUGAUCGUGAGCAAUUUUGAGCAGGUGGUGGAUGGGAAUUCGCUGGAUUGGUUAGGAGGCAUUGCAGUUGAUUGGGUGGCGAACAACAUUUACUGGACGGAUCAGAAGAGGAACCUGAUUGAGGUGGCUCGAUUGGAUGGAUUUAUGCGGUACGUGGUAGCGUCGAAUUUGGAAAGUCCUCAGUUGAUCGCGGUCGAUCCCGUGAACGGGUACAUAUUCUACGCUGGAAAAGGAAAGAUCGGAAGGACAGGACUGGACGGCACGGGGAAGUUUAUUUUGGUUAACCAGACUGCAAUUAUUAGUGAUCUGACACUGGAUAUUGAAAACCAGGUUGUGUAUUGGUGCGAGGUUCAAACGGAUAGUAUUUGGAGAGUAGAUUACGACGGCAAUAUGAAGAAGGUCCUACUGAACAACACUUUGGACAAUGUACAAGCACUUGAUCUGUACGAGGAAAAUAUUUUCUGGUCGGAUGUUCGAGGAAAUAUCAAAGUUGCGAAUGUGAAGAACAUUACCAACUUUUGGUCAGUGAUUGAGGCCGAUGGUAAUCCGAUGAAGGAUAUAAAAAUAUUCUCUUCAAAGAAACAGCAAACAACGAACGCCUGUGGUAUGAACAAUGGUGGCUGUGAGCAUCUCUGCUUAUUUAACGGAACGCACCCAAUCUGUGCAUGUUCCCACGGCAAAGUGUCUACCAAAGAUUACAAAACGUGUGAGCCAUACGACAGCUUUUUGAUCUACUCCCGAGUUUCCGCGAUCGAAAGUAUCCACCUGACCGAUUCCCAGAACCGCAAUGGCCCCAUUCCUGAGAUUCAGAACUCGACCCUGCUGAAAAACACGAUCGCUCUAACGUACGACUACGAUCAAAGUCUGAUCUACUAUUCAGACGUAGAGUUCAGUUCGAUCAACUCCGUGUACUUCAACGGUUCGGACCAUCGCCAGAUCAUUACCAAGCAGCUAACCGUCGAAGGUCUCGCGUACAAUCCAAUCACCAAGCACCUGUUCUGGACCUCUAACAACGAAGCAUCCAUUCGUUCACUUGACAUGUCCAACAUUACCCACGACCCCAAGACCAAUGCCGGAUUGGUGAAGGAGCUGAUCAAACUGAAACCCACAGAUAAACCUCGAGGAAUCGCCGUUGAACCUUGCCUAGCCAUGAUCUAUUGGACCAACUGGAAUCCCCUUUCGGCGUCGAUUCAACGAGCAUAUCCUUCCGGUUAUGGGCUGGAGAGUAUCAUCACGACCGAUAUUCGAAUGCCGAACGCGAUCACCUUGGAUUACCAAGCGAAGAAACUGUACUGGGCCGACGCACGGUACGACAAAAUAGAACGGGCGGACUACGACGGUCGCAAUCGAGUAGUUUUGGCGCACUCGACUCCAAAGCAUCCCUUCGCAAUGGCCGUCUACGGGGACUUGCUAUUCUGGACGGACUGGAUACUGCAUGCGGUGAUCAGAGCCAAUAAGUAUUCCGGCAGCGAUGUUCUGUGGUUGCGGAAUGAUAUUGUACGACCGAUGGGUAUUGUUGCGGUUCAGAAGAUCGAUCAGGACUGCAGUGCGGACCCGUGUCGUGUGCUGAACGGAGGCUGCGAAGACGUUUGUAUGAUCGACGCAGCCGGCAAGAUCAAGUGCAGCUGUACGCAGGGAGUGUUGGCCUCGGACGGGAAGCGUUGCGUUCCUGAUCUAUCGUCGCGCUGUUCGGCAGAAGAGUUCAGCUGUUCGGUCGGUGGAUGCAUUCCGUUCUACUUGACGUGUGACAAGAUCACGCACUGUAUCGACGGGUCGGAUGAAAUGGCGAGUUUCUGUGACAGCAGGCAAUGCCCGAAAGGAUUCUUCCUGUGCACCAAUCGGCGUUGCAUUCCGGAGUCGCAGUACUGCGACAAUAUCCAGAACUGUGGCGAUGGAAGUGACGAGCAAAAUUGUCCGUGCGAUCCGGAGACAAAGUUCCGCUGCAACAACGGAUUGUGUAUAUCAAAUAAGAUGCGUUGCGAUAAUGACCCUGACUGUGCGGAUGCCUCGGAUGAGAUCGGUUGUCCUAAAGUACGCAACUGCAGUGCAAUGCACUCGGGAGAGUUCCUUCAGUGCCCAAAUACGACGGCCUGUUACAUGGCGUCGUGGGUUUGCGAUGGAGAAAACGAUUGUUGGGAUAACAGCGAUGAGCAGAAUUGCACGACUUCGAUCGUGCCGACAUGUCCCACCGAUAAGUUCCUAUGUGACAAUGGCCACUGCAUCCCGCAAAACUGGCGAUGUGACAACGAAGAUGACUGUCUGGACGGAACGGUCACUAGUUUGAGUUCGGACGAGGUGAAUUGUACGCGCCAUUGCAAGCCGAACCAGUUUCAGUGUUUGAACUCCUCCGAGUGUAUUCCGAACAGCUGGCAAUGCGACAACAAUCCGGACUGUGCCGAUGGAUCGGACGAGGGUGAACACUGUCAGCAGCGGAUUUGUCCCGAUUGGGAGUUUCAGUGUCCGGGAAGUGGACGCUGCAUUCCGAAGAAGUGGAUGUGCGAUGGAGAGGUGGACUGUUUCAGCGACGGAGCCGAUGAGAAGAAUUGUGAUACAGUGACGAUUGGAUGGGAUCUGGAUUCUUUCACCUGCCACAGCGGCGAGCGCAUCAGUAGACUGUUUGUCUGCGAUGGUGACGCGGAUUGUAUAGAUGGCUCUGAUGAACCGAUCAACUGUACUGAUAGUGCUGUGGCGACCGCGUGUAAGGCAGAUGAGUUCCGAUGCAAGAAUCAGAAAUGCAUUGCAAGUAACCUAACAUGCAACGUCAACAAUGACUGUGAGGAUGGAUCGGAUGAAGAUAUCCAGUUGUGCAAAAACACUACGCUGAUCUGCGCCGGUCCGGAACUGUUCCGUUGCGAGAGUGGAGUAUGCAUAACUAGCGGACUGUUGUGCGAUGGACAGAACGACUGCGGCGAUUGGAGUGACGAGAAGUCCUGCCAGAUCAACGAAUGCGACCAAAUGCCGGAUUUGUGCGCGCAUGCUUGCGAAGAUCGAGAAGUGGGUUACGAGUGCACGUGCAGGCCUGGUUUCAAAGUCAAUGUGAUCAACAAACAUCUUUGUGACGACGUAGAUGAGUGCCUCGAUCGUCCUUGUAGUCAAAUCUGUACCAACACCUACGGGUCGUAUCAUUGUUCGUGUCAGGAAGGUUACGUUAGCCGCGAGAACGGAUCGUGUAAGGCCGAUUCGCUCGAAACCAUGAAACUGAUAUUCUCGAAUCGAUACUAUGUUCGUGAAGUGGACCUCAACGGCUCCAUGACCAUCCUGGCGCACAACCUUUCCAAUGCGGUUGCACUGGACUUUGAUUGGGAGACUAAGUGCUACUACUGGUCCGACGUCAAUUCGGUAAUAAGUUCAAUCAAACGGAUGUGCUUGAGCUCUAACAAGACGGAGACUCUGCACAAGUCUACCUUGAAGAAUCCGGACGGCUUGGCGAUCGAUUGGGUUGCCAGGAAUUUGUAUUGGUGCGACAAAAGUCUGGACACGAUAGAAAUCUCCAAACUGGACGGACGCUAUAGGAAAAUUUUGAUCUCGGAAAACCUCCAAGAGCCAAGGGCUAUCGUGCUGGAUCCCUUCCGCAGAAAUAUGUACUGGACAGAUUGGGGUGAUCAACCGUACAUCGGAAAAGCCGGUAUGGAUGGAUCGAAUCAAACCAUGUUGAUCAAGAACCACCUUGGAUGGCCAAACGCCUUGACGAUCAGUUUCGAAACCAACGAACUUUUCUGGGGCGAUGCAAGGGAGGACUUUAUUGCCGUCAGUGAUCUGGAAGGACGCAACCGCAAAGUGAUCAUCUACCGAGACAUGCAUCCAAGCAUGAACUUGCAUCACGUGUUCGCCAUCGCCGUAUGGGAGGAUCGGAUCUACUGGACAGAUUGGGAAACGAAAUCGAUCGAGUAUUGCCACAAGUAUCGAGGUGAUCAGUGCGGCAACGUGAUCAAGACAAUUCAUCGACCCAUGGACCUCCGCAUUUUCCACCCAUAUCGACAAAAGAAACCCGAGGAGGAUCCCUGCUUGCGAGCUGGAUGCUCAACGCUGUGUCUGCUUUCACCAGACCCACAAGGUUACAAGUGUGCAUGUCCGGAUAAUUUCAUUUUGGGCAUUGACAACAAGACUUGCAUAUCCAAUUGCUCGUCGGCUCAGUUCCUGUGCAACACAACGUUCAAGUGCAUUCCGUACUACUGGAAGUGUGACAAACAGGAUGACUGCGGCGACAACAGCGACGAGCCGGAUGACUGCCCAGAGUUUGCCUGCGAGUCAGGCCAGUUCCAGUGCGAUAACAACAAAUGCAUCAGCCCAAGCUCGAUAUGCGACGGCAUUGAUCAGUGCGGCGACAGCUCGGACGAGAAGGACUGCGACGAUUACGAGUGUUUCAACUCGCAGUUCAAGUGUAGCCGCUCGGGCAAUCAUAGCGCGUUCUGCCUGGAUGGACAUAAGCGUUGCGAUGCGAAGCUGGAUUGCCACAACGGAGAGGACGAGAUCGGCUGCAACGUGACGGCCUGUGCUGACCAUCAGUUCAAGUGCGGUUCGGGCAAGUGCAUUACGAAGGUUUGGGCCUGCGACGGAGACGUCGAUUGCCCGGAUGGUUCGGACGAGAAGAACUGCGGUGAGCGAACGUGCGAGAAUGGAGAGUUUAGGUGCAACAACGGUCGCUGUAUUCCGAAUUCAUGGCGCUGUGAUGGAGAGGAUGAUUGCCACGAUGGAGAAGACGAAAAGGAAAACUGCAAGCAACCGGAUGUGGUAACGUGUGAAGCGUCGUACUUCCGGUGCAACAACUCCAAGUGCAUCCCCGGACGGUGGCAGUGUGACUAUGAGAACGAUUGCGGCGACAACUCAGACGAAGUGAACUGCAAGAUGCGCAACUGCUCGGAAUCGGAAUUCCGCUGCAGAGACGGGUACUGCAUCCGGGGUAUUCGGCAAUGCGACGGAGAGUACAACUGCGAGGAUCACAGCGAUGAGGAGAACUGCGAUUUGAGUUGCAAACCGGACGAGUUCAAGUGCACGGGACAAAACCUAUGCGUGAACAUGAAACUCCUAUGCGACGGCGAUAACGAUUGCAUAGACGGAUCGGACGAAGAGAACUGCGAAUGCCAUGAGGACGAGUUCCGGUGCGACAACGGCAAAUGCAUCCUCAAGAAUUGGGUCUGCGACGGCAUCGACGACUGUUUCGACCGAUCGGACGAAAAAUUCGAGUACUGCCAGGAACACGGAUGCAACAAACGUGCCUUCAAAUGUAGCAAUAGCAACUGCAUCCGCAAGGGGCUGGUGUGCGACAACAAGGACGACUGCGGUGACAACAGCGAUGAGAAGACAAGCAUGUGCCAUAAGUGUCCAGCCGGGACGUUCCGUUGCAGUAGUGAUUCGAAGUGCAUUCCUAGCAGCUUCCGGUGCGACGGCCAGGCGAACUGCAUAGACGAGUCGGAUGAACUCGGUUGCGUUCGAAUGGAUUGCGGUUUUGGAUCUUGCAGUCAGAUAUGCUUGGUCAAGAAGGGUUACUACAAUUGCCAGUGCGCUGCGGGAUAUCGCAAGGGACCACUCCGCAAUGAUACCUGUGUGGCAGCUGAUGAACCAGGCUUACUGUUGGUUUCCUCCGAAUCGGACUUCAGAAGCAUCUACCAGGGAACGACCGUGAUGGGCUACCUACAGACCACUUCGAAGAAGAUCGAUCGGUUCGACUACUCGAUCACCAAACAUAACAUCACGUUGUUCUGGAUCGACAGUCUUGAGAAGUGCUUACAGAAGGUGCACAUGGACACUUCGGUGAAGGUGGAAGAAACGGUAGAAUUUUCUCACAGCGUUCGACCCAGAGCUCUGCCAUCUAGCGAUCGUGUCAAGACACUGGACGGGACACACUCGACUGUAAUUCUGAAAGAUCAAAAAGUCAUCCCACUAGCAAUCGCGUGUGACUGGCUAACGGAACACCUGUACGUCAUCAACAAGAAGCAGAGUAAUAUCUUCGUGAUCAACUUCAACGGCACCAACCAAACGACUCUCACAGCGACUGGAAAACAUCCGAUCGAUAUCGUCGUCGAUCCGAUCAAUCGGGUGAUGGUGUGGUCCGUCAUGGAGGCCAUCAUCCUUUCCGGCAUGGAUGGCUACAAAAAGCAAAAGCUAGUGAGUGCAAACAUCGAGUGGGCGUCCGGUUUGGCCAUUGAUCAAACCACCAACCGGCUCUACUGGGCUGACUACCGCAAGAGUACGAUCGAGACGUGUCUACUCAUGACCGGUGGCGAUCGGCAUGUGAUCCGGGAGAUGUACGACUACUCGAAGCCGAAGCUGUUGGACAUUUUUGAGGACAGUAUCUACGUGAUACUGUACAACCAGAGUAUCCUAAAGUUGAACAAGUUUGGCCGGGACAACGGUACGGAGGUGUUUCAGGGCACCAGAGGAUACAGAUCGUCCGAUCUGCACUAUAUCCAUCCGUUGAAGCAUAAUCGAAAAGCUGCCAACCCAUGCACCAUGUACCCCUGCCACGAAUCGGCCAUUUGUCUACUCUCGAUCGAGGAUCCUCUCGGGCGGCGUUGCCUAUGCCCGGACAACCACAAAAUCGUCAACCAGACUGCUCCGAUGGUUCAGUGCGCCAAGGAAGCACCAAUGGAGUGUAAACUGCCCUGCAACUUCGGCAAGUGUGUCAUCGAAAAUGGCCAGCAGCGGUGCCAGUGUCCGGCGUUGUUCGACGGCAAGUACUGCGAGCACUACAUCUGUUCCGAGUACUGCAAGAAUCGGGGUGCGUGCUACAUCGUAAACAACGUGCGCAAGUGUACCUGUCUGCCCCAGUGGACCGGAGAGCGGUGCGACAUCUCUACGGAAGCAUGCUUGCAGCACUGCCACAACGGAGGCAACUGUUCGAUUUCGAACAACGGCAGUUUAUCUUGCAGUUGUCCGAAGGACUACAGCGGAGCGCAGUGCGAACACUGUUCCAACUUCAAAUGCGAGAAUGGUGGCAUCUGUAGGAAAACCGCCACCGAUAGGGAUCAGUGUGAAUGUCCGGACGGAUUCAGCGGUCGCAGCUGCGAGGUUAACAACUGUGCCAACUAUUGCCACAACGGAGGCGGAUGCGUCAUCGAGAAGGGAUAUCCAAAGUGCAGCUGCCCGGAUGGAUCGUACGGAGAUCGUUGCGAGAAUCAAAAUUGUAAGGAACUCUGCCGGAAUGGAGGUUUCUGCAUGAUCGGUCCGAAGCCGUUCUGUAGUUGUCGGAAAGGCUACGAGGGACAGUACUGCGAGAUCGAUCUAUGCGAAAGCUCCGAAAAUCGACCCGAAUAUUGCCCACCGGUGCGUCCUUCACCAAGCCCGCUGCCGACUCCGUGUGAGCACUACAUCUGCAGCAACACCGGUCACUGUUUGGAGGUGCGUGGUAAACCGAUCUGCAACUGUACCAACCAAUAUGGCGGCAAGCACUGCGAAAUGUACGUCGGGUACAACAAUCCGUGCAUCAACUACUGCAAGAACAGUGGCAUCUGCCAGCUGGAUGUGUACUCGGUGUGGAACGUGACGUACGUGCCUUCGUGUGUGUGCGUCGGCGAAUGGACCGGAACGCAAUGCGAGCGGCCACCGAACUGCAUCGAGGAGUGCGGUACCUGUGUGGCCGGCAGUUCCAUCAACGAGUGCAUAUGCGAAGAUGGUUCGCUUAGCAUUUGUCUGAAGGAGAUUGCCGUUGCCGAACUGGAGGGUCGAGAUCGAGCCGGUUUCACGCUGAAGAUUUUAGCGAUCGUGCUAUUUGUGAUACUGUUAGCGGUGGCCGGGUUCGGCGGUGCACUCUACGGGUUGAAAAAACGUAGAGGCGGGCUUCCAUUUUCACACGCUCGGCUCACAGAGAACGUGGAGAUCACCAAUCCCAUGUAUCUGGGCGAUGUGGAAGAGGUGCCAUCAUUUGUACACGAGGAUGAUAAGGCCCACUUUGCCAACCCAGUGUACGACUCAAUGUACGCGGGCGGAGUGAACGUCCACGCCGAUUCCUCCUCGAUACCGGGCAACAGUGCCCACCCGCUGUUGAACAUGUCCUGCUCGGCUCCGGAGGAGAAGAAGGGACUCCUCCAGCACACACUGGACGACUCGAGCGCCCAGGACUUGUUAUGAUAUCGGAUCAAGAAAUAGUAGCAAAUGCGAUUCUAGAGGGUGACCGAAUCCUUCUAGAAUUAGCGUUGGCAUCACUUGUGCCAGUUGGAUAACGUAGGCAUGCUUGGCUGUAAGUUUUCCCCGAUAAUACUGUUAGAAAUAUGUGUUGAUUUCGUUGCGCUUUAGUAAAGAAACGGAAGAAUAGUCAUUUUCCUACUGUUGGUAACCUUUCGCAAAGGAUUUGUAGAUAUUCUGUAUGUAAGAGUAAUAAUUAACUUUCAAACUCAUGUAAGUAUAGGAUCGAGCUAGAAAAAGUUUUAAAGAUCUCGAAAUUCAAUUUUAGUCAAUGCGGGCGUGUGACGAUUUUUAAAGUUGCUUGACCUGGCUGUCGAGUGGUUUGUCCCAAUGUGACGAUCGCAUUUGAGCGAGAUCCAGUUAGUAAAACCAAUCGAGGAGAAGUGAAUUUAGAAUAAAUUUGAAUCUGCUGUUAGCUUCUAUUUUCCGUUAGUUAGUCAAGGAUCAAUCUUGGUGCCCUGGAAGUGGUAGGACAGAUCGUUAAGAUCACUUCAAAUGAGCUUUAAAUAACUUUACGUUAACUAAUCAAUAAUUACUACAGUGUACAUUUACAGUAUCUAAAUAGUUAUUAUACUCUGAAACAGCUUCAUUAUCACAUUUUACUCGACACUAUGACGGCGCUCUUCCUGUGAAGCGAACACAUUUUUCUCAAACGACAAAGCAACAAUAAAUUUAAACUAACCAUGAUGCGGAAUUUGUCCAUCCACUUUUUGAUAAUAAGCCAAAUUAGCAAAUAACAAAGCAACAAUUAUUGUUAAAGAAAAGCAGAUCAAAGCUUGUUUGUAAAGAAAACAGAAAUUAAACGAAAAACACUAGAAAUUGUUUGUGAUUUUUUAAAGAAAACAAGACGUAAAUAAACGAAUCCUAAUGUUAAAGAAAAAUAUUACUAGUUCUGAGAAAUUAUGUGAAGCACGGCAGUUAAAAUAAUACUAGUUAGUUAGAAAUAAUGUGAACGAUAUCGACUCAUCUGAAGGAUCGACUCUAGAUGGAAACAUUUUGCCAUAAAGGAAGAUGAAACUACGAACACAUUGAUAUCCAAUGCCAUAUAGAUAAAUCAAUUCCAGUUUGCCAAUACAGAAUAGACACAUUACAAUAGGUAUGCAUUAAGGAAAGGACGAAGAAAAAAGAAAUCAAUCAUCAAACGAAAUAUGUGGAAGUUUUUUACGCGACACACGUGAACAUAGCUGUAGUAGUUUUUGUACUGAACGUAGACGUGGUCGAAAUUGAAGCAAGAGUUGCAAAAAUAAAACGAAAAACCCAAAGUGAAACUGAUGACGACGGUUGAAAUUCUGCCACGAAAAAAAAAACUAGGAAAAUCGUUUGAAAUAAAGACUGUAAUUUUGCAAA